Heteronotia binoei (common prickly gecko) is the source of this 1460-nucleotide messenger RNA. It is a transcript of the gene HEPACAM2, whose product is annotated as HEPACAM family member 2. Bases 1 to 1359 code for a protein of 452 amino acids. The transcript has 10 exons. The record is from RefSeq and is a predicted model, not a curated record. Lineage: Eukaryota; Metazoa; Chordata; Lepidosauria; Squamata; Gekkonidae.
AUGGAGCCCCUUAGUGCAACAUUUUAUGACUAUGUUCUGCUUUUAGGUGUUUGUUCUGCAUUAAAACUGACAGUACCAUCACAUACGAUCCAUGGCAUUGAAGGCCAGCCACUUCAACUAUCAGUUGGCUAUCAUUUCAAUGUAACAGUUUCUGAUAUUCAGAUAAUAUGGAUGUUUGAAAGGCCAUCAACACGGACCAUAUCUCUGCUUAUGUCCAGAAAUCAGACAGUCGUUUCAGACUUCGAAUAUCAGCACAAAUUUACAUUUACACCUCCAAAUGCAUCACUACUGAUAAAGUCCUUACACUUUAGUGAUGAAGGCAAUUAUACUGUUAAAAUCAAUAUAGCUGGAAAUGGGAGGAUAUCAGCAACAGAAAAUAUUCACGUAACUGUUGAUGUUCCUGUCACAAAACCAUUGGUGUACACUGAACCUGCUGCAGGAGUUGUGGAAUACAAGGGGAACAUCACUUUGAAAUGUACUGUGAGAAAUGGCACACGAGUUAUCUUCCAGUGGAUGAAAAAUGGAAAUUCCAUUGAAGCUAGCAUCAACUACUCUUUGUCUGCAAAUCGUGACACACUCUCAAUUGUCCCUGUUGUUAAAGAAGCCAUUGGAAAUUACAGCUGUUUAGCCAACAAUUUUGUCAGUGCCAUGCAGAGUGAUGUGAUCAUGCCAACAAUAUACUAUGGACCCUAUGGACUUACAGUGAAUUCUGAGAAAGGUCAGAAAAUAGGAAAGGUGUUUACAUUUGCCAAAGGCGAAGCAGUCCAGUUUUAUUGCUCAGCUGAUUCCAAUCCACCAAAUAAUUAUUCAUGGAUCCGGAAAUCAGAUAACUCCACACAGGUCAUUACACAAGGAAGUUACCUAGAAGUCGCAUCCGAAAAGGAGACACAAAAAGCAGAAGAAUACAGGUGCAGUGUGUACAAUUCCAUGACUGGAAAACGGGAUGAAACUGGCGUCUUUGUGGUCAUUAUACCUAUAGGAUCAGCAAAGAUGACCCAAAAAGGAAAAUAUUUGUCUCCUCUAGCAAUAAUAACUGGAAUUUCUGUAUUUUUGAUAGUAUCAAUGUGCCUUCUAAUAUUAUGGAAAAGAUUUCUGCCUUGUAAAGCUAUAGAGCAGAAGAUGCAGAGCAGGUCUGAAACAAAUUACAGAAAAGCACAAAUCAUUUCAGGACAUGAGAAUGCGCUAGAUGAUUUUGGAAUAUAUGAAUUUGUUGCAUUUCCAGAUCCUACAGGAGCUUCUAGGGUUUCCAGUCAGUCAGAUUCUGGCUCUAAUGGUCAGUUUCAGGAUUUUCAUGGUACAGUUUAUGAAAUUAUUGGACAAAUACCUGUACAGCACAAUGAUCAGCAGCAUUGUACAUGAAGAGACAAAAGAAAGCAUAUUGAUGACCUCUGUUUCUGGAGGUGAACAGGAGAAGCAACACCAGCUGGCACAGGAGUGAGACAAGCUAUGCCACUUAUAAU